Molecule: messenger RNA, 1161 nt
Organism: Fraxinus pennsylvanica
Lineage: Eukaryota; Viridiplantae; Streptophyta; Magnoliopsida; Lamiales; Oleaceae
Source: the annotation of a GenBank genome assembly
AUGUCGAUGAAUUCAGCAUAUUGGUGUUACAGUUGCAACCGAUUUGUUAGGGUUUUGACACAAGAUUCGAUUGCUUGCCCUGAUUGCAACGGCGGGUUUGUAGAAGAAAGCGAGAAUUCGACCCGGUCUUCGCUGUCUGACUCCCGCAGACGGCGUUUUCCAGCCGCCUCUAUGUACAUGAUGCGGAAUCCGGGCUCGGGACCCGCGUCGGGUCCAAGUUCGGCUUCCAGCCCGAGGCUUAGGAGGAACCGGAGAAAUGGGGGUGAUAGGUCACCGUUCAACCCGGUGAUUGUCCUCCGUGGGCCCAAUGAUGGUGGAGGCGGUGCCACAGCCGGCGGUGGAUUUGAACUGUAUUAUGAUGAUGGUGCCGGUUCGGGUUUACGUCCCUUACCCGCUAGUAUGUCGGAGUUUCUACUUGGGUCGGGUUUUGACAGAUUGCUGGAUCAAUUGGCCCAAAUUGAGGCGAAUGGUAUUGGGAGAAUUAACAGUAAUCCUCCUGCAUCAAAAGCGGCAAUUGAAUCGAUGCCCACGGUUGAGAUUGUUGAUCAACAUAUAGCCAUUGAAUCGCACUGUGCUGUUUGUAAAGAGGCCUUUGACUUGGGUAGUGAAGCUCGGGAAAUGCCCUGCAACCAUUUAUAUCAUCAAGAAUGCAUAUUGCCAUGGCUUUCAUUGCGAAAUUCAUGUCCUGUUUGUCGACACGAAUUACCAACGGAUGAUGAGAGUACUAACUAUCAUCGCGAUACAACUCCAGUAAAUAGAGGAGGGAACGAGAUUGUGAAUGAUGAUGAUGAGACCGUUGGACUUACUAUAUGGAGGUUGCCAGGAGGUGGAUUCGCCGUUGGAAGGUUUAUGGGAGGGAGGAGAGGUGGGGAGAGAGAGUUGCCUGUUGUAUACACGGAGAUGGAUGGUGGAUUUAACCAUAAUGGGGUUCCGAGGAGGAUUUCAUGGGGGUCGAAUGGGAGUGUUUCACGGGAUAGAGGUGGGCUGAGGAGAGUUCUCCGUGGUUUGUUAUCUUGUUUUGGCAGGAAUCAAUCAUCCACUUCUAGUUCUAGUUCUAGUUUGGAUUCUAGAAUAAGUCGCAGGAGUAGUUUCAGCUCCACAUCAAGACGCCGUAGAGGAUGGGGAUUUGAGGUCAAUGAAGGAAAUGACAGUAGAUGGUGA